AGACACUGAACCCUGGCAGUGGGUAGAGAAGCAUGAUGAAGGCGGAUUUGUUGAUGUACCAGCAGGUUUCGUCAUGCUGACCCACUCGGCUGCUCUCGUGUUCACUCUGAGCGCAGUGGCCGGUUUGGUUCCGCGCUCCCGAGCCUGGAGCGAGGAUAAGCUCGUGCCCGCACCCCUCAACUCAACCGGUGGGUUCCCGGCUAGUUUGGAACUGGGAUUCUCGAAGCGAUCCGUGGCUGAGAGCGAGGACGAUCCUGUAUCAUCCAGGUGCAACGUGAGCGUGGAGAGGCUGCCGGCUAAACUGGUUGCGCGCUGGGAUGUGGAGCUGGGUUUGCGCUGUGAUGUGAUGGUCUACACCACUAACAGUCAUGGGAAAGCGUUUUUCUCCGCCGCCUUUAACCGAGCAGCAUCUCCCGUGUUUAUCGAGCAUGUGGGAGUCGCAGGAGCACAGCAGGAGUUCAGACUGUGCAUCGGAUGCGGACUAUCCCGGUUCAGACGCUUUGGGAGAUCCAGACCAGACAUAGCUGAUAGUGUGCAUUUCUGUUGCAUAGACUUUGCCUUGGACGAACUCAAAGGAGAUCGAAGCUGGAGACUAAACCGUAAACCCAUAGAAUCCACGCUGGUCGCCUGCUUUAUGACUCUGGUUAUAAUCAUAUGGAGCGUAGCUGCCCUCAUCUGGCCGGUACCCAUCAUUGCCGGCUUUCUUCCCAACGGCAUGGAGCAGAGGAGACCCAGAUAAAUCAAUUUUAUUAUACAAACUUGCCUAAUGUGUGUAUAUUUUGUGAGUUUAACUAACCAGUAGUCUGUUAUUAUCUAGGGGAUAACACCUGGUAAGCUGUCCUGUUGUAAGAAAGUGGAAGAGGUGUCUAUAGUUUGUUUUAUUUAUUAGGAUUUUAACGU
Molecule: messenger RNA, 900 nt
Organism: Trichomycterus rosablanca
Lineage: Eukaryota; Metazoa; Chordata; Actinopteri; Siluriformes; Trichomycteridae
Product: transmembrane protein 158
Exons: 1
Coding region: 74-739 (221 amino acids)
Source: RefSeq, a predicted model, not a curated record